GACUGCAGGACCAGCCUGGGGAGUCUGAAGAGCUGAACCUGGGCAGUCUGGCCAUGGCCCCCCAGGGGGGAGCCCAGAGGUCCUCCCCUCUAGAAGGCGGCCAUUACUCGGACACCACGGCCUCUGCGGGGGCCAGCGACGACGAGGGGAGCACCGCUGCGACCGACGGCUCCACGCUGCGCACGUCGCCCGCCGAACAGCAGGGGGGCAGCGGAGCCGGGUCGGAGAGCGGGGGCAGCGGGGCAGACUCCAUGACCGGAGAGCCGAACGUGAGCGGCCGGAGCAGCGCCUACGGGGACAACGUGCCCGAGGGCGGCCCCGGCGGCCCCCUGGGAGCGCUGCUGCUGGCCCGCUCGGAGACGAGCUCGGUGGGGCUGCCCUCGAACCCCUCGAUGCCCCACGAGGCCAUAGACCCCGAGGUGGCCUGGGGCCUGCACGCCCUCAGAGGGGCCCUGCUCGACCGCCUGCUCCACUUCUUGCCCCAGCUGCGCACCGUUGGGGGAGUGCGGGCCAUUCCCUUUAUGCAGGUGGUCCUGAUGUUGAGUUCAGACCUGGACAGCGAAGACGAGCGCGACCGAGCAACCCUGGACAGCCUGCUGAGCAGCAUGGUUGGAGAGCUGGACCGCGACGUGGCCAAGGUGGUGGAGCGCAGCCCUGCCUCGGAGGAGCAGCUGAUUGUGAUGCGGCUGCUCAGCAUCAUGAUGUCACGCAUCAAGGGCUGUGGCAAGGGGUCCACUGCUGGGGAGGCCGGCCCGGGACCCAACUACUGCAGUACCUCCGCGGCCGUGGCACUGCACGCCAGCGGCAUUGUUGACCACUGCCUUCAGGUUCUGGGUACCUUGCUGGUCCACUGGAAGUCCGUGCAGAGUACAGACUCGGACGCUUCGUCGAGCGGCACGGGCGGAGCCAGCGGGACCAGUGGCACGCCCCUGCUCAAGCCCCACCCCUCGUCCCCUCCCCCGGACAUGUCCCCCUUCUUCCUGCGCCAGUACGUCAAGGGCCACGCCAACGACGUCUUUGAGGCAUACCCUCAGCUGCUCACUGAGAUGGCUCUGCGCCUGCCUUAUCAGGUGAAGAAAGUGGCGAUGGCGGUACCCUCCGGCUGCCCCGCGCCCAACUUCGGCCCUGCCUGGUUUUCGCACCUGUGCGAGUACAUGAUGGUGCAACAGACGCCCUUCAUCCGGCGCCAAGUGCGCAAACUGCUCCUCUUCUUGUGCGGCUCCAAGGAGAAAUACCGGCAGCUGCGGGACUUCCACGCGCUUGAGUCGCACUUGGCUGGCUCGAGGGCCGUCUGCCACGGCGGGGUGGCCCAGGUGGCGGGACUCUCGUACGACGCCCUCAUCGUGAUGGUGGAGCACCUCAAGGCAUGCACCGAGGUGGCCACCUCCCGCACGGGCAACUGGCAGCGCUUUUGCCAAAAGGACGACACCGUGCUGCCCUUCCUCUUUCGGGUGAGCUUCCUGCUGGACGAAGGAGUAGCCUCCAUCAUCCUGCAGCUCCUGCAGUCUGCGCUGUGCGGCGCCGCCGCCACCCAGCAGCAGCAGCCACAGCACGGCAGCAGCAAGUCGGCCCCUCAUGCAACCAGCUCCCCCUCGAAGCAGCGGAAAGAGCGGGAAGCGCGCGACACCUCGGAAGAGCCGGACGAGCCGGAGAGCUCGGACGAGGCGCAGUGCGCCGCCCUGGCACAGCAGGUCCACCGGUCGGUGGAUCAGGCGCUCCUGGGGCAGUUUGUGCGUGCCUUCCUGCUGGAGUGCAACUCGACGGCGGUGCGGUGGCAGGCCCACUCGCUGCUGCACCAGCUGCACCGCCACUCGCAGCCGCCCCACCGCGAGGCUCUUCUGGGGCUCAUGUGGCAGCUGUGGCCCCAACUGCCCUCGCAUGGACGCAAGGCGGCCCAGUUCGUGGACCUCCUGGGCUACUUCACCCUCAAGGCUCCACAGCCCGAAAAAGAGUUCACGGAGAAGGCUCUGGCAGUGCUGCACCAGCAGAACGAACUGCUCUCAAACCACUCCAACUCUAGCCUGUACAACUCACUGCGGGGCCUAGUGGAGCUGGACGGCUACUACCUGGAGAGUGAGCCUUGCCUGGUCUGCAACAACCCGGAGGUGGCCUACGCCAACAUCAAGCUGUCCGCCAUCAAGGUGGACUCCCGCUUCACCACCUCCACACAGAUCGUGAAGCUGGUCGGCUCGCACACGGUGUCCCGCAUCGUGCUGCGCAUCGGGGACCUGAAGCGCAGCAAGAUGGUGCGAGCCAUCAACGUGUACUACAACAACCGGUCGGUCCAGUCGGUGGUGGAGCUGAAGAACCGGCCUGCCAUGUGGCAUCGGGCGCGACGCUGCUCCCUGGCGGCGGGGCAGACGGAGCUCAAGAUGGAUUUCCCGCUGCCCAUCGUCGCCUGCAAUCUGAUGAUCGAGUACGCCGACUUCUACGAGAACGUGCAGGCGUCCUCAGAGACCCUGCAGUGCCCCCGCUGCAGUGCCUCGGUGCCUGCCAACCCCGGGGUGUGUGCCAACUGCGGCGAGAAUGUGUUCCAGUGCCACAAGUGCCGCGCCAUCAACUACGACGAGCGGGACCCGUUCCUGUGCAACUCGUGCGGAUUCUGCAAGUACGCCAAGUUCGACUACACCCUGACGGCCAAGCCCUGCUGCGCCGUGGACCCCAUCGAGGGCGAGGAGGACCGCAAGAAGGCGGUGGGCUCCAUCAACGCCCUCCUCGAGAAGGCGGACAAGGUCUACAGGCAGCUCAUGGCCCACAAGCCCGCGCUGGAGCUGCUCUUGCUCAAGGUCCAGGAGCAGGGCAUGGUAGACAGGGCCCUGGAAGAAGAAGUGGCGGCCGCCGCCGCGGGCACGGCAUCCACGGGAGGGACCAGCGCGCCGGCCACCGGGUCAUCUGCCGCCUCCUCCAACACGGUCAACAGGGCCAUCCAGCAGCUGGCCCAGAAGUACUGCACUGACUGCAAGACCUCCUUCGACGAGCUCAGCAAGAUCGUCCAGAAGGUUCUGGCCUCGAGAAAGGAGCUGGUGGAGUAUGAGCACAAGCAGCGGGACCGCAGGAAGUCCCAAGGGACAGCCGUGCAGCCGCUCAGAAGCGAGCAGCAUCUGGGCACCCUGGGAGCGCCUGCCACAAACAAGCAAUCGUCCGGGAAAUGCUAUGGAUGUGCCAGUGCAGCAGUAGACCACUGCAUCACUCUUCUUCGUGCAUUGGCCACCAGCGUCCCUUAUAGGCAGCUGCUGUGUGAGGAAGGUCUUAUUGGAGAGCUCGUGGAGCACAACCUCCGCCAGGGCUGGGUCCAGGUGGGCCACCUAGUGUGCUUGCUCACCAGGGACAACCUGGUUGCCACAAACCACCUGAACGCCCUGCUGAUGGAGCGCAUCUCCCUGGCGCUGCUGAGGGGUUCCUCCUCUCGACGCUCACCACGGCAGCAACAGCUUCCCUCCAUUGCAUCCACGUCAGCCUCCACCUCUUCCACAACCGCCCCGCCAAAGAGGCCCGAGCCACUAGCCAUUGUGGGUAGCCCGGACCUACCUUCUGCAGUGCGCCACGAGGUGGCUCUUUUGGCACUGUCCCUUCAGAAAGAGGACUCCUGCUGGGAGCAGCGACUACGAUGCGUGAUGCGGCUCUUCCUGAUGGGCGUCACUUCCCAGAGCCCCGUGGUGUUGGAGAGCAUCACGCUCCCCUGCCUCAAGAUCCUGCAGGCUGUGAUCAAACCAGAGUCCCCGGUCACCAAACGCAACAAGGACAAAUCCAUCGAAGAACUCGCAAGCGUCCGCCCUUCAGGGAUGUCGGUGAGCGUGGACCUGCGCGGCUGGCUGGCGGAAGACGCGAGCCAAAGCUACGCGGCGUGGAAGGGGCGCUGUUUGGGACGCCCCGCUGACACGCUGUCUCUCGGGGGUGGCAAGCGGCUGCGGCGGGAGGACGUGCGAGCCCGCUUCCUGAUGGAGAAGUACGGCUUACGCUGGCGGCAGCGGGUGCGGGGCCAGCCCCUGCAGCCCCUGCUGCUGCUGCACGACCAGCAGCAGGCCCCUGGCUGGCUACGGCAGGUGCUCUUCAACCCGUCCUGCAGGCAGGCACGCACCGUCGCCUGCUCCCUCGUCGAGGCCCUCUGCCAGGUUCCAUCGCGCUGCAGGGAAGUGCUCGACCUCCUGACGACGUACCUGGACGACCUAGGCACUGCUGGGGAGAGCGGGGCCAAGUUCCUCUCUCUGUACCAGAGCCUGAUCGGUCCCGACCACUGGAAGCACUACCUUGCCCUGAAGGGGCUGCUGCCCCACCUGGGAGAGCUCAUCACGGCCGAGAUCCAGCAGCUCAGCCUGCUCGAAGAGACCACACUCAAUGCAGACCUCUCGCAGGGUUUUGCCCUGAAGAUGCUGACCGAACUGCUGGCCUCCUUCAUCGAGGUUGACUCAAUACGGCAGCACUACAAGUCUCGCCUGGUGGGCUGCGUGCUGAACGGCUACCUGUCUCUGCGCAAGUUGGUUGUGCAGAGGACAAAGCUGGUCGACGAAACACAGGAGAAGCUGCUCAACCUGCUUGAAGAGAUGACCACAGGGACGGAAUCCGAGACAGAAUCUUUUAUGGCCGUAUGUGUGGAAACGGUGGAGAAGUAUGGCCUUGAGGACUUUAGGACACCAGUCUUCAUUUUUGAAAGGCUGUGUUCUUUGAUCUACCCUGAGGAGAAUGACCUCGGGGAGUUCUUUGUGACCCUGGAGAAGGACCCACAGCAGGAGGAUUUCCUGCAGGGUCGGAUGCUCGGCAACCCAUACAGCUUGCACGAACCCGGCAUGGGGCCCCUGAUGCGGGACCUCAAGAACAAAGUCUGCCAGGACUGUGAGCUCGUGGCUCUGCUCGAGGACGACAACGGCAUGGAGCUGCUUGUCUGCAACAAGAUCAUGAGCCUAGACCUCCCUGUCAAGGAUGUCUACCGUAAGGUGUGGUGCCCCGAGAACGGAGAGGCAGAGGCAAUGCGGGUGGUGUACCGGAUGCGGGGCCUUCUGGGCGAUGCCACCGAGGAGUUUGUGGAGUCCCUUGAGGCCAAGGACAGCCAGCAGGUGGACGAGGAGGAGAUGUACCGGCUGGCCAACGUCAUGGGUUCCUGCGGGGGCCUGGAGGCCAUGCUGAGACGCCUGGCCUCCGUCGAAGACCUGGUGCGCGCCAGGCCGUUGCUCGCCGUUCUGCUCAAGCUCUUUGGCCUCUGCGUCAAGGUGAAGAGCAACCGUCGGCGCCUGCUGGAGCCCUCGCUGGAAGCCAUGGCCUGCCUGCUGGGGGCCUUGCGGCUGACGCUGGAGGCGGAGGAGCCCCUGCUGGCGGAGCAGCUGCUGAGCACGCUGGAGGCGGUGCUGGCAGAGGGGGCGGCCCGCACACCGCCCAUUGCCCCCUCGGGGGUCACCCAGGGGGACGUGACCUUCCUGCUGGCCCAGGUUGCCUCCCCCGUGGUCAAGGGCAGUCCCCGGCUGCUCCAGCUGCUCAUGCGCGUCGUGCCUUUCCUCACCCUCACCGAUGAGGCCAAGAUGGAGGUCCUGAUUGGGCACUUCAAGCGGCAGCUCAACUUUAGCCGCUUUGACCUGGAGCACACGGCGGACGACGACGUGCAGCUGGAGUGCUUCUGUAACCUGAGUGCGGGCAUCGAGCGCAAUGACAACGGCAACCGGCUCAAACAGCUCUUGGUGUCGCGGGGCAUCGUGCAGUCCGCCAUCCGCUACCUGCUUGUCUAUGCGCCUCCGGCCAAGAGUUCGUUGCUCUCUGCCUCUGAGAACUGGAAGGAGUUCACCUCUAAGCCGGCCCUGAAGUAUGUCCUGAGGAUCCUGACGGGCCUCAGCAGGGGCCACGAGACCACCCAGCUUCUAGUCAGUGCCGAGUGCAUCCCCAUCAUCCACAGGCUGGAGCAGGUGUCGAGCGACGAGCACGUGGGCUCUUUGGCGGAGAACCUGAUGGAGGCACUCAAGGAGAACCCCAACGUGGCCCAGAAGAUCGAGGAGGUGCGCAAGCAGACCCGGGACGAGAAGAAGCGCCUCGCCAUGGCUAUGCGGGAGAAGCAGCUCGGCGAACUGGGGAUGCGCACCAACGAGAAAGGACAGGUCACGGCCAAGAGCUCAAUCCUUCAGCAGAUGGAGGACCUGGGGGAGGAGGCCGGCCUGGUGUGCAUCAUCUGCCGGGAGGGCUACAAGUUCCAGCCGGCCAAGGUGCUGGGCAUAUACACCUUCACCAAGCGCUGCCACCUGGACGACUUUGAGGCCAAGCCACGCAAGAGCCCCGGCUACACCACCGUCACGCACUUCAACGUUGUGCACGUAGACUGCCACAUGGCUGCCGUCAGGCAUGCCAGGGGUCGUGACGAGUGGGAGAGUGCGGCCCUGCAGAACGCCAACACCAAGUGCAAUGGUCUGCUGCCUCUGUGGGGGCCACAGGUGCCAGAGUCUGCCUUCGCCAGCUGUCUGGCCAGGCACAACACGUACAUCCAGGACUGCACGGGUCAUCUGGAUGUGGGCUAUGUUUCCACCCUGCACGACCUGAAGCUGCUGAUCUCCCGCUUUGCUCAGGAGCGCUCCUUUAGCGAAGACAGCGGGGGAGGAGGCCCCCAGAGCAACAUGCACCUCAUCCCUUACAUCCUUCACAUGGUCGUCUACGUCAUCAACACGACAAGAUGUGUGGCCAGGGAAGAGAAAAACCUGUCCAACUUUCUCGAGAUGUCACCGGAGCGGCAAAUUGAAAACUGCUUCGAGAGCGAGGGCCCCUGCUACUGGGCCACCAUGGCACUGGCAGUGUGGUCCCCUGCCAAGUGGCGCUCCCGGCGGGUGUCCCUGGUGCGCCGCAUGCUGGUGCUGGCGCAUGCACGGCACCUGAGCCCCCAGGGCUGCUCCGCCCUGGCCGACCAGGAGCCCAAGGAGUUUGCAGUGUACAAGCCCUACCUCCUGUACCUGGCCAUGGUGGACGGCCUGUACACCAUCAUGUUCAAGAAGGUGUCGUGCACGAACGAGGACGGCUGGUCUGUUGCCCUGGCCGAGUACAUCCGCCACAGCGAUCAGCCCAUGCUGGAGUUGGGAGACAAGCUGCUCAGGAACUUCGAGGAGCAACUGCUGCCGUGCCAGUCGUUCGCAGAGUAUUGCGAUGUCAUGGGUCUGCUUUGUGAAAUUUCGAACCCAGAUGCCUUCCUGUCAGAGUCUCUUCAGCUAAGGGUUUAAUCUUAAUUUUAAUAUUGAAGGUUUAUUUAAUAAACACAUUGUUUGAACUUUUCUUGA
Molecule: messenger RNA, 7238 nt
Organism: Ixodes scapularis (black-legged tick)
Lineage: Eukaryota; Metazoa; Arthropoda; Arachnida; Ixodida; Ixodidae
Product: E3 ubiquitin-protein ligase UBR4-like
Exons: 29
Coding region: 54-7181 (2375 amino acids)
Source: RefSeq, a predicted model, not a curated record